GUUCGAGGGGCUAGAGCCUUGGAGAAAAUUCGGGAAGGACUCUAAAAGAAGCAGAUAGCUAUGGAGAUUAUACCGGUACCGGACAACUUGGGGGAAAAAUUAAGGAGUGUGGAAAGAAGCCGACCUUUCCACGGAGUCAACGUCCUCUCCCGACACCAGCCCACAACGACUACCCGUUCCCCAGGGAAGACGUCGGUGGAGCUGAAGCAGCUCAAGAGGAAGCUGGGGGUCUAUAAGAAGCUGCACAAACCCCAAAAACCUCCUCCGGAUGCAUCCAGUUCUUCGGCAUCAAUGACACGCACAGUCGUCAAGGAAACCCCGGGCCCUGGAGAAGAGCCGUUCUCCAAGCAGCCUCGGCCAGCUGCCAGCUCAGGAGCAGAUAGCAACACAAAGGUGUGUACGGAAUAUUGGGAUGUACCCUAUGACCCAAUCAAUGAAACUAUCUUUGGGUACUCCGAGAAACAACUGCCCCUCGUGCUCGAGGUCAUCUGCAAAGGACGACGCCUCCAAGCACUCGUGGACAGCGGAGCAUCACACACCGUCUGCGACAAGGCAAUAAUCGACCGACUUCGGGAAGAGUACAAGCCUUCAGGAUUCUCUGCAACGAUGGUGGACGGCAGCAGGUUACCAGUACACGGCGAAGCAGUGCUACACCUACAAAUUGGACCACUGCGCUGGAGACCUGCACUCCCCAUCACCAACAUCGAAGGGCUUGACCUGAUCUUCGGGCGAGACUUCCUAAAAAGAUUCAACCUCGAGAUCAACUGGGUGAAUCGCACCGCAAGCAUCUACAACAAUGGACGGAGAGUAGAGCUACCCAACUGGGACGAUACUGGAGAUAUCCCAGUGGAGACACUCGCACGAUUCGAGAAGGACGUGAAGCGAACCGACACAGGGUUCCUGGCAAUAGCAACAGAGGCGGAGAACGACAGGGAGAGAACCUCGGAACCUCCAGGAAAGAUCAAGGAAUUAUUGAAGGAGUUCCAAGAUAUUCUUCCGGACGAUCUUCCGAAUGAGCUACCGCCAUACCGAACGCAUCAACACGAGAUCGUGGAGGAACCGGGUUCGAAGCCGACCUUCCGAGCACCAUAUCAGCUCAGCUCUACGGAGCUGACCGACAUGAAAAAACAAAUCGAGUAUCUCCUAGCCAAAGGACUCAUCCGACCAUCCACUUCGCCGUACGGUGCCCCAGUACUCUUCACACCGAAACCGGACGGAAGCCUGCGCAUGUGCAUUGACUACCGAGCUCUUAACAAGCAGUUCAUCAAGACUAAAUAUCCGAUAUCGCGAAUCGAUGACCUGCUUGACCAGCUUCGGGGAGCUACGGUAUUUUCCAAACUGGAUCUGCGGUCCGGAUACUGGCAGAUACGCAUGGCGGACAACUCUAUCCACAAAACUGCUUUCCGAACUCGGUAUGGAUCGUACGAGUAUUUGGUAAUGCCAUUCGGACUCACCAACGCACCGGCAACGUUCCAAGCCGAAAUGAACCACAUUCUACGAUCACUUUUGGACGAAUGCGUGGUGGUGUACCUGGACGACAUACUCAUCUACUCGCGCGACAUGAAGCAUCAUGUCGAACACCUGCGACUCGUCCUCGAAAUUCUUCGACGAGAACGAUUCUACAUCAAACUGUCCAAGAGCGAAUUCGCCCUUGAAAAGGUCCAGUUCCUAGGGCACAUGGUGAGCGCUCAAGGAGUUCACGUCGACCCCAAAAAAAUCGAGGCCGUACGCACGUGGAAGACACCCGAGAACGUGAAGGAGUUGCUGCAGCUCCUAGGCUUCGCUAAUUUCUACAACAGGUUCGUGCCACAGUAUGCGAAAAUCGCAGCACCACUCACGAAUCAGCUGAAGAAGAACACGCCCUACAAAUGGGAGCCGAAGCACCAGGAAGCCGUGGAGCAGCUGAAGCAAGCACUUACGUCCGCACCGGUACUCAUCUUGCCAAAUCCCGAACGCGACUACGUCAUCGAAGCUGACGCCAGUGACCAAGCAGUGGGAGCAGUCUUGAUGCAAGAUCAAGGGAAUGGACUGCAACCAAUCGCUUACCUAAGUAAGAAACUACACGGGGCAGAACUUAACUACCCGAUACACGACAAAGAGGCCCUUGCCAUCGUCAUCGCCUUCAAAGCGUGGAGAUGUUAUCUCGAAGGACGAAGAACAAUCGUCUACACCGACCACUGCAGCCUGAAAUAUUUGAAGACACAACCCAACCUUUCCAGGCAGCAGGUCCGGUGGAUCGACUUCCUCGAGACACACUUCCACUAUGACAUCGUGUACAAGCCCGGUCACAAGAACAAAGUAGACGCUCUCAGCCGGCCUGCACACGUUGCCGCUAUUCAGGUCGAAGGGAUGAAUCCACUACUCAAGGGACUCUUCACACACGGGUACGCCACCGACCCCGAAAUUCCCUUGGCAGAAAAGCGACACCUGCUACGGUGGAACAGUGACAUCGCGUACCGGAAAGGAUCAACGAAAAUCUGGGUACCCAAUUACCCUCCUUUGCGCCAGUUACUACUCGAAGAAUACCACGACGUCCUCUACGCCGGACACUUCGGUAGCAACAAGACGCUCACUGGUAUCGCAAAGCACUACUACUAGCCCCACUUAGCAGAAGAUGUCCAGAAAUUCGUCACCUCGUGUGAUAC
Molecule: messenger RNA, 2645 nt
Organism: Closterium sp. NIES-67
Lineage: Eukaryota; Viridiplantae; Streptophyta; Zygnematophyceae; Desmidiales; Closteriaceae
Source: the annotation of a GenBank genome assembly